Molecule: messenger RNA, 1601 nt
Organism: Sclerotinia trifoliorum
Lineage: Eukaryota; Fungi; Ascomycota; Leotiomycetes; Helotiales; Sclerotiniaceae
Source: the annotation of a GenBank genome assembly
UCUAGACGUGGUUUAUAUUCUUGUUCCUCCCGUUUGUUUUUAUUGUAUCAUACUUAUCUAUCUACUUUUAUACAUAUCAGACGGGUUUUAUCUAUAAUUAUUUACUCAUUUAUUUGUUUGUUUGUUUGUUUAUUUAUUUUUUCGUUUUAUUAUCCUUAUACCUUAAUAUUGGUGUACCUACCUAUUUCUACUUUAAUACCGCUUUAUACACUCACAAUAAUCACCUCUGCAAUAUAACACUCAUCCCAUCUCUCAAACCCAAAAACCAAAAACCACAACCCAGAAAAAUGGCCAUAACCCAUCCAUCCAGCCCCCCAACAACCAACCAAACAAAACCCUCCUCCCCUCCCAAACAACCCCCACAAAUAACCCUCCAUCCCCUCACCAAAUCCGAUCUCCCCGUCUAUCCCUCCUGGAACAUCUGGCUUACGGUUGAGGAGGAACAGUUGGGAAAGUUUUGGAGAGGAUUGUUGGUUUGUUAAGGCGGUUUUGGGGAUGGUGAUGGGGAAGAGGGAGGGAAGGGGAGGGAAGGAGGGUGAGGUGAGAUUGUGGGGUUCUGGGGUGGAUGAGCGGGGUGGGGAGAAGGGAGGGGAGAGGAAUGAGGGUUGUGGGAAUGAGGAUGGGAAGCAGGAGGAGAGGGGAAAGGGAAAGGGAGGAAGUACCUGAAAUAUCUGACAUUCCUAAAGUAAAACAAAAGAGGAAUUAGAAGAGAUAUGGGGAAAGGAGUAAUUUUAAAUUGUGUGAGGAUGUGUUCGUUAGGGGGGAUGAAUAUAUGUUUAAGGCUUGUGGGAAGGAAAGGUGGUUGAGUAUGUAUAUUUCUUCUUCUUCCUUUCCUUCUUCCCCUCCUCCUUUUCUUCCCGUUGUUUAUAUAUCUGUACCUAUUCCAAUUCUUAUACCAUUCCCCAUCCUCCACAUCAUCACCACCCCCACUUCACACCACACCCCACCACUAACACCUCCCUCCCACUCACCCAGAACUCAACAUCCUCAUAAUCCACCCGCACUACCAACGCCAAGGAAUCGGCACACGUCUCCUCACCCAAGGACUACAACUCGCCGACUCAGGCGAACCCUUCCCUCUUUCCAUCUCCUCUCAAACCUCUCCAUCCAAUAUCCAAACUCACCCACACCCACAACCUAAACCGCCUAUCCAAGUAAUCCUAGGAGCUAGUCCCUGGGGCAUCGGUCUCUAUCGAAAACACGGAUUUCAAGAAGUUUAUUCCAUGGAUAUACGAUUGGAUUUGUAUGAAGGGGAGAGGGAUGGGAAGUACGAGUCAUGUUAUUAUGAGGAGGGGGCCUCGUGGUGGUUGUGAGGGAGGGAGGGAAGAAACGGGGAGGAGGGAGAUGAAAGAGAGGAGAGAGGAGAGAUGAUUAAUAGAUGAGUAGCGAAGGAUAGGAAAAGGUUAAGAAGAGAAAGUGUAAUGGAUUUUAGUUCCUACGCUAGGAGUUUUAGGGGGGUAAUUCGAGGUACCUGUAGAAGGAAGAAAUUUAGUUGUGAUCUUAUAUCGGGCGGGGUAAUUGGUUAAUCGAUUUAUUCAUGUUCUUAUAUUGGAUAAUUUAUUUAGCUUCUACAACUCGAUUGACUAUUAAAUACUAUGUCU